Colletotrichum acutatum is the source of this 1460-nucleotide messenger RNA. RefSeq names its product farnesyl pyrophosphate synthetase. Bases 221 to 1264 code for a protein of 347 amino acids. Gene Ontology annotation, cellular component: cytoplasm. Gene Ontology annotation, biological process: trans, trans-farnesyl diphosphate biosynthetic process. The transcript has 3 exons. NCBI's taxonomy places the organism in Eukaryota, Fungi, Ascomycota, Sordariomycetes, Glomerellales, Glomerellaceae. Gene Ontology annotation, molecular function: dimethylallyltranstransferase activity; (2E,6E)-farnesyl diphosphate synthase activity. The record is from RefSeq and is a predicted model, not a curated record.
UUCUUUCUCAUCUUGUACGAGUUGGCUCUAAUUUGAUGCGGGCGCAUUAAUUUCGGAUUGCUAUCGCAAACUUGCCUAGUAAGUAAAUUUCCCAACCAACACCUCUUGUCUCCCUCUUCCUCCCUCUCGCGCUGCCAUUACCGUUGCAACCGCCUACCCCCUAAUUCAAUCCAGCCACCCCGCCGAGCCGGCCUCAGACCACACCGAAAAAUAGAACAAGAUGGCCAAGAAGACUACCCUCGCCGAGUUCGAGUCGGUCUUCCCCAAGCUCGAGGAGGUCCUCCUCGAGCAUGCGCAAAAGUACAAGCUUCCUAAGGAGGAGCUGGCAUGGUACAAGAAGAGUCUCGAAAUCAACACCCUCGGCGGGAAAUGCAACCGCGGCAUGUCAGUUCCCGACUCUGUCUCCCUCCUCCUCGACAAGCCCCUCUCUGAGGAAGAGUACUUCCAGGCCGCCACCCUCGGCUGGAUGACGGAGCUCCUCCAGGCCUUCUUCCUCGUCUCGGACGACAUCAUGGACAGCAGCAUCACCCGCCGCGGCAAGCCCUGCUGGUACCGCCACGAGGGCGUCGGCAUGGUCGCCAUCAACGAUGCCUUCAUGCUCGAGGCCGCAAUCUACACCCUCCUCAAGAAGUUCUUCCGUGAGCACGCCUCCUACGUCGACCUCCUCGAGCUCUUCCACGAGGUCACCUUCCAGACCGAGCUCGGCCAGCUCUGCGACCUCCUCACCGCCCCCGAGGAAAAGGUCAACCUCGACAACUUCAGCAUGGAAAAGUACCGCUUCAUCGUCGUCUACAAGACGGCCUACUACUCCUUCUACCUCCCCGUCGCCCUCGCCCUCCACUGCCUCAACAUCGCCACCCCCAAGAACCUCAAGCAGGCCGAGGACAUCCUCAUCCCCCUUGGCGAGUACUUCCAAAUCCAGGACGACUACCUCGACAAUUUCGGCCUCCCCGAGCACAUUGGCAAGAUCGGCACCGACAUCAUGGACAACAAGUGCAGCUGGCUUGUCAACCAGGCCCUCGCCAUCGCCACCCCCGAGCAGCGCAAGAUCCUCGAGGACAACUACGGCCAAAAGGACAAGGCCAAGGAGGCCAUCAUCAAGGAGCUCUUUGACGACAUGGAGCUCAAGCGCCGCUUCGAGGAGUUCGAGGAGAAGCGCGCGGGCGAGAUCAAGGACAUGAUUAACAACAUUGACGAGAGCGAGGGUCUCAAGAAGGGCAUCUUUGAAAUCUUCUUGGCCAAGAUCUACAAGCGCUCCAAAUAAACACCUUCCAAACCACAAAGUAUAGUUACUAAUGCAGAUGGGGCGCGUGUUUGUAUUUGGCGGGCAUCAUGGAUUUCUGCACGUGGCACACAUGGAGCCGAAAAAAAUAGAGAAAGAAGAUAGAUACCAGAGUCCAAUUGAUUGACGAUGAUGACACCAACCCAAACAAUGGAACCGUUAGAAAGUAUGAAGAAAG